CGAAGACAACCGCCAUGGACCAUUUCGUUACGGCGGUGACGGGGACGACCUCUGCUGUUGCUCUCGUUGGCAUCGUCGUGUUUGCGACCGGGAUUGUCAAGUACUACCAGGCGCCGAGAGAUCGGGAUGCGUUGUGCACGCUCGUGACCAUCAUCGCGCUGUCAUCGGUGUUGGCGACCGUACUGCUGUUUCCUGUCGAUGUUGCAUUGGUAUCGAAUACGACGGAUAAUGCGACUGGGUUGAAGAAGGCGUGGGCGACGGAUGAGAAGAUUGGGCAGAUUCUGUUUGGGUUGAAGGUGCUGUAUUACAGCUUGUACUCCCUUGAUGUGGGAUUCGUACUGUUGUUCAUUCCGUUCACAUACUUCUUCUAUGAGGAGUGGGAUGCGGACUCAACUACGGGUGAGAGAGUGAAGAAUUCGUUAAAGUACUCGGUGUUCUUUCUCUUCACCGCUGUCGUCCUGUUCUUGAUUGGGUUCUUCGUACCGAUCGCCAAGGCGGAUAAGGCGCAUCUUGAUCUGGAUUACUUCAAGAAAUUGCUCGCCGGGAACCACAGCGAAAAAGCUCUCGCAUUCACAAUCGGCAUCCUCCUCACUAUAGGCUCCGCCCUUUUCAUAUCCUAUACCGCACCAGGCCUCGCUCUCCUCCCUCUCUCCCUCAUCUCACCCUCCUUGUCACCAGUCCCAACCACCUCCCGCGCUGAUCAAGCUCUCGCUCAUAACCGGGAGCGACAGCGUGCGAUCGAGGUCAAGUACGCCGGAAGCCAUGCGCAGAUGAACUCGAAGGAUCGGAGAGCCUUGGAGGCGUUGCAGAGGGAGGAACGGACGUUGGUGAGGCAUGUUAGGUUGGCGGAAGAGGCGGGGAGGAAGAGUGGGCCGUUGAGGUGGGUCAGAAGGGUGUUUGGGAAGAUGGGGAGGGUGGGGAGGGUGGUGCUUGGGUUGGUGGUUGGUGCUGGUAGUGUUGUGACGGUUGCGUCGAUGAUAAUCUCAGGGAUCGAGAAGCUUACAGGUAGUGUUUGCGGCCGACGCUGUGGAUUCAUCCUCGACAGGACGCCGAAGCUGUUCAAUCUUGUCGACCGGGGUCUCGUUAUGUCCUCGCGGAUAUUCCCCUUGGAUUACAUCAUCACGACGUUGCUCGUCCUGUUAUUCUUCAUGGCGACAAUGCUGGGCAUUUUGUACAUCGGCAUUCGCGUGUUAUGGGUAAACAUUUUCCGCGUCCGCCCAGGAUCAACACAACCACAAGGCCUCCUUCUCCUCGCCUCCCUGCUGACUCUCACUAUCCUCGCCAUCAACUACUCCCUCGUCACCGUCGUCGCACCCCAAUACGCCCACUUCGGCCACCAAAAAUUCUGCAACCAUACCCUCGGCAAUGGCUUCAUCCGCGACUGUACCGACUACCCAGACCUUAUCGUCCCCUGUGACGCAUCAGCCCCAACAAAUAUCUGCACACCAACAGUAAUGUCCUCCUUCGUUGACCGCGUUGGGCUCAAUUACCCUUUUUUCGGACAAGUCGGGUUUUGGUCUCAAUGGAUUUUCGUGGGCGUGUGGGUUUUGAGUGGACUGUGGAUUUUGGUGAGGGGGGUUAGGUGGGCGAGGGAGGAGGAUGAGGAUAGUGAUGAUGAAGUGGAGGAUGGGGAUGAGGAGGAGAGUUUGUUGGGGAGUUGGAGGAGGAGAGUGAGUAGUACGGUAAGGGAUUUGAGGAGUCGGGAUGCGUAGAUUUUUCGUGAAUGUACCAAGGGUUCGGGGAUUAGGUAUGACCGUGGGGCUUUUGCGAGCUCGGUUCUCAUGCUACUACGGCCCUCAAACUUCCCGGCCGCGGAGGAACUUAGUGGAUACCAUCUAUAAGCUUCAUGGGAGCCUACAGGUUUAAAUCUUUCAUAAAUCAAGUCUCUGAGUGCCCAGCGGAACCUUAACAUUACGCUGCCUCGGUGAAUUCAAAGUGAAGAAUCUACAAUGGGAGCAUCACGAUCGUUGAUAUGUCUUUGUCUUCACUCAUC
Molecule: messenger RNA, 1993 nt
Organism: Saitoella complicata NRRL Y-17804
Lineage: Eukaryota; Fungi; Ascomycota; Saitoellomycetes; Saitoellales; Saitoellaceae
Exons: 4
Coding region: 15-1712 (565 amino acids)
Biological process (GO): protein localization to vacuole
Cellular component (GO): vacuolar membrane
Source: RefSeq, a predicted model, not a curated record